Molecule: messenger RNA, 1569 nt
Organism: Heteronotia binoei (common prickly gecko)
Lineage: Eukaryota; Metazoa; Chordata; Lepidosauria; Squamata; Gekkonidae
Gene: WNT2B
Product: Wnt family member 2B
Exons: 5
Coding region: 1-1149 (382 amino acids)
Biological process (GO): neuron differentiation; cell fate commitment; canonical Wnt signaling pathway
Cellular component (GO): extracellular region
Molecular function (GO): cytokine activity; frizzled binding
Source: RefSeq, a predicted model, not a curated record
AUGCUCGGCUCAACCCGCUUGGCAAGCGCUGCUACCGCGAGGAUUGCCUGGACUGCCGGGGGCCCCCGACGGGCGACCCAUGCCACCUCCCGCCUCUGCUUGCCGCUGGUCCUGAUGCUGCUGAGCGUCCCGCCCCGCGUGGAUUCCUCCUGGUGGUACAUUGGGGCCCUGGGAGCAAGGGUAAUCUGCGAUAACAUCCCCGGACUGGUAAACAAACAGCGACAGCUGUGCCAAAGUUACCCAGACAUUAUGCAGUCAGUUGGGGAAGGAGCAAAAGAAUGGAUCCGGGAAUGCCAGCACCAAUUCCGUCACCACCGCUGGAACUGCAGCACUUUGGACAGAGACCACACAGUCUUUGGCAGGGUCAUGCUCCGAAGUAGCAGGGAAGCUGCCUUUGUCUAUGCCAUCUCCUCCGCUGGAGUUGUAUAUGCCAUCACCCGGGCUUGCAGCCAAGGUGAGCUGAAAGCCUGCAGCUGUGAUCCCCACAAACGGGGCCGCUCCAAAGAUGAAAGAGGAGAAUUUGACUGGGGAGGCUGCAGUGACAACAUCAACUAUGGGAUCAAGUUUGCAAAAGACUUUGUGGAUGCCAAGGAGAAAACAGUGAAAGAUGCCCGGGCCUUGAUGAACCUGCAUAACAACCGCUGUGGCAGAACGGCUGUGAAACGUUUCCUGAAACUAGAGUGCAAAUGUCAUGGUGUCAGUGGCUCUUGCACUCUAAGGACAUGUUGGUUGGCAAUGUCAGACUUCCGGCGAACAGGAGAUUACCUAAGGAAAAAAUACAAUGGGGCCAUCCAAGUCACCAUGAACCAAGAUGGCACUGGAUUUACUGUGGCCAAUAAGAAUUUCCGGAAACCAACAAAAACUGACCUUGUAUAUUUUGAGAACUCUCCUGAUUACUGUGUGAUGGACAAGUCUGCAGGUUCAUUAGGGACAGCAGGCAGAGUGUGCAACAAGGCAUCACGUGGAACUGAUGGGUGUGAGGUCAUGUGCUGUGGCCGAGGUUAUGACACCACCCGUGUGACACGAGUUACCAAAUGUGAGUGCAAAUUCCACUGGUGCUGUGCCGUCCGCUGCAAAGAAUGUGAGGACACCGUGGACAUUCACACAUGCAAAGCACCCAAACGGGCAGAGUGGGUAGACCAAACUUGAGACAGUAUGGAAUGGAGCCAGAGAGGGAAAAGAAAAACUGGCAUAGCGCCAUCCACAGCCCUGGGCAUUCUGGGAGUUGUAGUUCAACUGCAUGGCUUUUAUUUAAACAAUUCUGCAAAGCACUAAAAUGAGAAGACUACAAUUCCCAGAGAGGGAAAACAAAGAGCUCUUCUGCUCACGAGCAAAACUCAUCCCCUAUUUUAAAAAAGGAAAUUUGCAAAUUACAUUGAACUGUAAAGUUUCCUACAUCUGGUGAUAAUUCUGUGUUUAAAAAGGAGGGAGAAUGCAAUUGCAUAGGAAGCUCUGGAAACCAAGAAUCAUGCUGCAAUUAGCUGGAAAACCUGGCCUCUACCUAAAGCCAGUAAAUUAUAACAGUACUAAAAUGCAGGAGAGAGAAAAAUCUCUAUCAAUCCUGGAAGA